Messenger RNA from Xiphias gladius (swordfish), 3235 nucleotides. RefSeq names its product growth arrest-specific protein 7-like. The record is from RefSeq and is a predicted model, not a curated record. Gene Ontology annotation, cellular component: plasma membrane; actin filament; cytoplasm. Gene Ontology annotation, biological process: neuron projection morphogenesis; actin filament polymerization. The transcript is spliced from 14 exons. Gene Ontology annotation, molecular function: actin filament binding. The coding region runs from base 220 to 1644 and encodes 474 amino acids. Lineage: Eukaryota; Metazoa; Chordata; Actinopteri; Istiophoriformes; Xiphiidae.
GUCCCGACAGCAGGAGGAGGAGGAGAACCUGUUCACCAGCUUCACGCAACUUUCACUCCGCUCCUGUACGAGCUGGGAGCCGCACGAGCUCCGGACCCCGACACACACACACACACACACACACACACACACACACACACACUCACUCACCUGGUUCGAGAAGUGUUUUGUGCAUUUUUCUCCCGAGGAGCCGAGGAUCACCAUCGGUGGACGCCGGCGAUGUCUGGAUCGUUCUACAAAAGUUUGUACCCGUUCAGCGGGGAGCAGCACCAGCAGGGACUGAGCUUCGAGGCCGGGGAGAUUAUUAAGGUGGUCCAGGCUCUGCCCGGAGGCUGGUGGGAGGGAGAGAAGGAUGGAGCCAGAGGAUGGUUCCCCUCCAGUUACGUCCAGGUGCUGGAGAGGACAGCAUCUCUGAGUCAACUUCCCGUGGAGGACCUCAGAGACCCCCUGCCUCCUCACUGGAGAUGCUACAUGUCUCCACAAGGGCGGCGAUACUAUGUCAACACCACAAGCAAUGAGACAACAUGGGAGAGACCGUCUAGUGUACCUGGGACCCCCAAAACCCCAAUCCGACACAAGAACUCCCUGCCAGCAGUCAAUGGAUUUCACUCAGGUGGUAGUCCCUUGCAUCAUGUGGAGCAUUCGCACACCAGUCUGGUUAGGAAGAGCAGUAUAGAGCCACAGAGCCCGGGAUCAACGUCGCCCACCAGGAAACACAACAAGGAGACCACGGUCACGAUUAAUUGUGUGACGUUCCCGUCGCCUGCAUGCAUGCCGGAGCAACAGCUGCUGAAACCGGACGAAUGGAGCUACUGUGACUACUUCUGGGCUGAUAAGAAGGAUGCCCAAGGCAAUGGCUGCAUUACAGGAUUUGAGGUUUUGCUGCAGAAACAGCUGAAGGGGAAGCAGAUGCAGAAAGAGAUGGCCGAGUUCAUACGAGAAAGGAUAAAGAUAGAAGAGGAGUACGCCAAGAAUCUCUCAAAGCUCUCCCAGAUCCCUCUAGCAGGGCAGGAAGAAGGGACUCUGGGGGAGGCUUGGGCUCAGUUGAAGAAGAGCCUGGCAGACGAAGCUGAAGUUCACCUAAAGUUCUCCUCGAAGCUCCAGAGUGAAGUGGAGAAGCCUUUGCUGACCUUCAGGGAGAACUUUAAGAAGGACAUGAAGAGGUUCGACCAUCACAUUGCAGACCUACGGAAGCAGCUGGUUGGUCGCUAUGCCGCAGUGGAGAAGGCCCGCAAAGCUCUGGCUGAUAGACAGAAAGAGCUGGAGUUGAAGACUCAGCAGUUGGAGAUCAAACUCAGCAGCAAGAUCGAAGAAGACAUCAAAAAGGCCCGCAGGAAAUCCACACAAGCAGGAGACGAUCUGAUGCGCUGUGUCGACCUUUACAACCAGUCCCAGUCCAAAUGGUUUGAGGAGAUGGUCACCACAAGCCUGGAGCUGGAGCGGCUGGAGGUGGAGCGGGUGGAGAUGAUCAGACAGCAUCUGUGUCAGUACACCACCCUCCGGCACGAGACAGACAUGUUCAACCAAAGUACGAUGGAGCCGGUGGACCAGCUCCUGCAGUGUGUGGACCCAGCCAAAGACAGAGAGCUGUGGGUGCGGGAGAAUAAGACUGGAGAAAUCAGGCCAGUGGACGUAGAGAUCUGAUCUCAGUGCUGUCAGAUGGCUCUGCAUAUGCACACUUUUACCCCACAGUACACACAGACACACUGACCCAGAGCCUACCUGCCUGAGGACUGACUGGGAAAUGAAAUCUGUGCUGGGAUCGCCCCCCCACUGAUCCAUGUGUGACUCCUAACAGACUGAGGGAUGAGUAGUCGCUGGCUCUUCACAUCCCAACAGCCACCUGCUGUGGAUGCUGUCAGUGUUUGGGCAAUUUAGUGAGAACUCUAAGGGAUGAAUGAAGAUAUCAGAUAGUAAUGGGUUGUGUUUUUCUGUUAUUCAAGCUGAUACCCAACUAAAACAGCACAGGAGAGCAAAUUCUUUACUAAAGGAUACUCAGCUGGGUCGAAUGAUGAAGAAGCACCAACAAUGAAUAUUUAACGUGUAAAUGAUGAAUAGCUUUAUGUCAUGCAGCAGUGUAAAGCUGCAGUUUGUAUGUGCUUUUGCUCUGUGAGGUCAUUUUCUGAUUCACUUGUGUACUGAUACACAUGUGACUUUGGGGCUGCAAAGCUGUUGGCAAAAAUGAUUUAAUGGAUGCUGCUAAGCUAAAUGCAUUCUGACCUGAGAGUGUUAAUUACUGUGCACAAAAAUAAUGGGCCUCAAUUUCCCACAGGAGUAAACUACAGUAUGUUUUCUCAUUUCUAGUCGACUGUGGAUUUUGUUGGUUGAAGUGACUACUGUCGCUAGCAGAUUGGAUUGGCUGUAGUUAGCUAGGCUAAGCUAAUGCUAAUGCUAAAAUUCCAUCCCCAGUUGACAUUUGUUUCCAAUUUGUUUUAAACCAACAAGCCUGUGAAAGGGUCAUAAAUAUGCACAUAAUGUCGUCUCAGGCAAAAAGUCAACAUUCCUCACGAGCUACAUGGAUGUAGGUGACAUUGAAAUAAAGAAACAGCAUGGUUUGUGUAUUGGUAGCCCUAGUGUUAUACAAUAUUAUAAAUAAAAAUGUAAUUAAAAUGUUAUUCAUUCUAAUAUAAACCUUACAUGGUUUAAACACAUAGAAAAACUUACUUGGAAACUUGGAAAAAAUCAUCGCCUUUACAAGAGAAAAGGAUGUGGGAAUGAGAAAUAACCAGGGUUUAGCAAACAUAACACUAUCCAGCGCCAGUUUGGCUGACGUUUCUGGACUGUAACCUUACCCAAACCAAAUAAAGAGCAUCUUGGCUCCCAUGCAGUGGAUGUUUCAGUCUUUAACAGGUAUAUUUCUAACAUAGCCUGUAAUCCCACAUAAUAGUUGGCUAAUGACAAGCCCCUUACCACUGGAUAUAAUACUUGGUUACUACUUUGGGUAGUAAGCUAGUUAGCCGGGCAUGCUAAUGUUUGUAGCCUACAUUAAACCAUUGUUAAAUACAUUCUUUAUAAUUUUGCUUUUGUGUAUUUGGUUUUGGAAAAGUGAAAAAAAAAAUUUAAAAAAUUUUUAGUUAGCAAGUAUCGCUCUCAUUACAGCCCCAUACACCGUUUAGGCAUGAUGCGAAACCCAAAGCUUGACAGGCCUGCAGCGCCAUGGAUUAGCGAACAGUCAAUUUCUGCGGGCUAAAUUCACAAAUCUGGCUACACUUCCUAGCAUCCCACAAAAAAAAAA